AUGAUGUCUACGCCGUCAUCUUCCACGCGUCUUCCCCCGACCUCCCCGCAGGUCACUGCCUCAGUGGUGAAGUUUCGCUGCCUAUACACUCACGACCUACGCCGCAAAUCCAAACGAUGGCACGAUGGCUACCUACGAUAUCAUAAGUUCAACAAACGUGUCAUGGUCUACGAUGACCAGGGUAAUUUUAUAGGUGACCACCACUGGAGAUCCUCCGAUGAAGUCCAAGAUGGCGAUGAAAUGGAGCUGGACAAAGGAAUACUGAUUGAGGUCACCGAGAACAUGGGGACAACUGAGACGGACAUCACGACCCUUUACGAAAAAAAGAUAUCUAGCCAAGGUUCGCCGCAAAAUAAAGACCCUGUGUCUCAAGUUCCCCGCGCCUCAACCUAUACACCAACCGCCUCAGCCUCCGCACCUCUUCGUUCCUCCGCUUCCUCCCAGUCAUUUCGCUCUCUCAACGAUUUGCUGGGCAUUAAAAGAACUCCAAUUGGGCAUUUGGUGUCUCCAUAUGAGUCAAGAAAUCCUCCGCAACCAGCAGUUACUAGCAUUCAGGAACCUGAGCGCCCACCGAAGCGACAGAAGACAUCUUCGGUGGUGAAUCGAAACACCGAGAGAGGCUCGCGGGCUCACAGUCAAGUCAUUGAUUUGACGCAUUCAAGCGAUUCAAACCAGGGACUCCCCGCGAAGGCAAGGUCAAGCCAAAUGGUAAAAGAACCACCCAGGGCCCGGGGUGAUUUUACGGCCGAUGUGCUCUCGGCAGAUCGUGAUCAGAGGUUGACAGUUCCGUCAAAGCAAACUCGGCCACAAAGACUCAACCAUCCUUCAUUCUCAAGGGUCUCGGUUCCAACUAGAUCUGAACCAACCUCCAGUCUACUACCACCAGAGGAGGUGGUCCAUACAAUUAAGGGUGUCCAACCACCAAGACCCCUCAGUCCUUCAUCGAAGCGUCCUCUUCCCACUUUACACGCAGAAGCAGAAAUAUCCGAACCACAAGGAAACUUGCGUGUGGAGCAAACGUCAAUGAACUGCGAAAACCAGUCGAGAGCUAUUUCACGUCCUAUCCCAGCACAGAGGCCUGACCCGCCAACGGUUUCAAGAAGCUCUCUCCCAAUUGCACCCAAACAGUCGUCUGCUACAAUACCUACACCACAGCCGCCAGUACGCGUAGUGAGCAAUUAUGAGAAACCUAUCGAAUCUACGAACAAUCAAACCUGUACCAACGUUCCACCUCCAGCCAACGUUUCACCCUCAAACAACGUCCCACCCUCAGUCAAUAUCUCAUCUUCAACGAAGAUGCCACCUCCAUCGCGUCUAUCCUCGGCACUGCGCCCUGGAGCACCUACGACAGCUCUACGCAUGGGAACCGGAAAGCCACGCAGGAAACUGAUGUACAGUGCUCUAUUGCCCAGCACUUCACGAACUCCAUCACCAGCGACCGCAGAUACACCGCCUACUAGUGCAACCGGUGAACCCACCACAAAUAUCCCGGAGCAACAACUAGCCGACGGUCCAGAUGAUUUCUCAAGAUCAAACGAAGAGUUUAUGCCCUCAACGUCUACACAGUUUAUCUUUGACGAGAUGAUAGACGGAUCAGGAUUCAAAUCGUCCUCCGCGAUCAAAAGGCUAACUGGGAAAAGAUCUCUUGAUUCACCCUUGCGCAAAUCGAUAUCGGACCCAACUGCAUUGACUGCCCGCCAAGGCCGGGCAGGAGAAUCAUUCCACGCGACCAACAAAGAAAAUGAGCCCAGAGAGCAAGGCCCUUGGACAUCCGAGGCAUUAGAUUUGUUUGACUUCUGGCCUGCUGGACGAGCAAAACCAAGUAAUUGA
Molecule: messenger RNA, 1830 nt
Organism: Penicillium crustosum
Lineage: Eukaryota; Fungi; Ascomycota; Eurotiomycetes; Eurotiales; Aspergillaceae
Product: DNA helicase ZGRF1-like domain-containing protein
Exons: 2
Coding region: 1-1830 (609 amino acids)
Biological process (GO): double-strand break repair
Cellular component (GO): site of double-strand break; nucleus
Source: RefSeq, a predicted model, not a curated record